Hymenoscyphus albidus is the source of this 453-nucleotide messenger RNA. Lineage: Eukaryota; Fungi; Ascomycota; Leotiomycetes; Helotiales; Helotiaceae. The record is from the annotation of a GenBank genome assembly.
AUGGAACUGCCAACUCAUCUCUCGCAAGGCAAAGUGCGGGAAAAGCUGAUGCAGCAAAAAGGAAGGAAAGUUCGUCGUGUGAGUGUAUUAGGCAGUAAUGUAUGUAAUUCUGCUGCGAAGGUCGGCCAAGGUUGAGUUUCCAUCCUUCUAGAGGAAGUUGUAUGUGGAAGGGCGCCGUCACAGAUCUCAGAGGGGUAAGGAUAAAGAAGGUUCUCUGUAGGUACUCAUACCGCCUCAUAUCUUGUCUUGCCCUGGCCGUUGGUUGGAUCAGCUCCUGCGUGUACCGCUUUUCCCAUUUCUUCCGGAUGAAUGAACGCUGACAGGCUGACGAUGGCUGACUUCCACCCACACUCAUCUUGUGAUUGGUAGGCUACGUGGUGCCUUUUCUGGCUUCCACCAACAGUAGACCGAGUUGCGGCCGUUUUGAGCAUCAUUUUCGCUAUUGGCGCGUAG